AUGCCAUUGAAAAGUUGGAGGACGCGAUCAUUUUUUAUUGAGUUGAAGCCGCGAAGCGAGUUUGCUUCACUCUUUGUAGACUGCCCACCGUCGGGUAAUAGUGAAACAGGCUGCUGUAGUAAUCAACAAAUGCAAAAUGAAAGUACAGGAAGUCAGGAAACAGUGGAACGGAAAGAAAUGGUACAUUUUCGUGAACAUUCUAUCGAAAUGAGUUCAAUAGUCCAGCAAAGGAAAAAUGGUGCCAGCGAAAUGUUGCCAUCAUAUUGGGCCAAAUUUGGUGAUCUUACCUUAUAUCCAGAUUCAGUUUGCGCACUUACUUGGGCUGAUAAUCAUCGGCUGUUUAUGUGUAAAGUGCGGGUAGCAAUUGGUGAAUAUCCAUUAGUACCGAAAACAUUUCAUCAAUUGGCAGUUAAUGUAUUAUCUGGAACGCUUUUGGAUGAAUAUAUUGAGAAUGCUCAGUUACUUCCUGUGCAAGCGGAAUGUGCAGAAUGUUCGGCUACUUUAUUGAAUUAUUCUAGCAAUAAUUUGAAAUUACAAUCGUUACCGGAAGAUGGUUGGUUGAAUACUUCACCAUCUAUGGAGUAUUUUUGUCGUGAUACAUGUGGUGGUGCUACUUCACAUUCUCAUGGACAUCAUGGUGCGCACAGUUCAGAUUUGAUAUGUGCUGAUGAUGUGCAAAAGCAAUGGCUUCCAAAUGAACAACGAAUUGUUAUAUCAGAUUCGUAUUUUCUAGUGUUAAGGAAGAUGAUUAUUUCGAAUGCAGUAACCAUUGAUGAGUCCAAUAUUGUACUCUGUGCCAAAUGUUCCGUAGAGAUUGGAGUUAUUCUGAAAAGAAAUGCUGAAAUUGUACAGUUUCAUCAUGUAAUGUGCAAUCUACUAGUUACUGAUAACAGGAAAGCUUACAUAAAUACUAGAUUUGGCACGCUAGAGCAUUUCUUCGCCUGGACGUUGCUUUACCAAUGUGAAUUACAGACAUCAGGAAAACUUGUCCUUCGCUCUUACGACAAACGACCGUAUUUACUGGUAUGGUUAUUAGAUUCAUAUGUUGUGAUAUCACAAGGUGAACUAGUCGAAUCUGAAACUGAAGGAAAUGAUAGAUUGGUUUACUCAUUUCCAGCGCUAAAAAUGCUUUAUAAGAUAUUUGAUGCUGAAUCGGCCAAAACGGAUCCACGUGCGAACGGUGAAGAUGCCAGUGUGGGUAUACUAGACAUACCAUUAACAUGUUGUGUGAAAUUAACCGAAAUGCUUCUUGAAUCAUCACUAGCUUUACCUCCAACUGGACGAAGUGUUGGCCAGUUUUACGUCGGAUUUUUGAAAUUAAAAAAAUGUGAUGGACUGACGAAUUGA
Messenger RNA from Brugia malayi, 1347 nucleotides. RefSeq lists its product as uncharacterized. Gene Ontology annotation, biological process: protein monoubiquitination; proteasome-mediated ubiquitin-dependent protein catabolic process; protein polyubiquitination. Gene Ontology annotation, cellular component: cytosol; ubiquitin ligase complex; nucleus. Bases 1 to 1347 code for a protein of 448 amino acids. Gene Ontology annotation, molecular function: ubiquitin protein ligase activity; cyclin binding; ubiquitin conjugating enzyme binding. NCBI's taxonomy places the organism in Eukaryota, Metazoa, Nematoda, Chromadorea, Rhabditida, Onchocercidae. The record is from RefSeq and is a predicted model, not a curated record. The transcript is spliced from 10 exons.